Messenger RNA from Culex quinquefasciatus (southern house mosquito), 1197 nucleotides. RefSeq lists its product as uncharacterized. Gene Ontology annotation, cellular component: plasma membrane. Bases 19 to 1038 code for a protein of 339 amino acids. Gene Ontology annotation, molecular function: olfactory receptor activity; odorant binding. NCBI's taxonomy places the organism in Eukaryota, Metazoa, Arthropoda, Insecta, Diptera, Culicidae. The transcript has 2 exons. Gene Ontology annotation, biological process: detection of chemical stimulus involved in sensory perception of smell; sensory perception of smell. The record is from RefSeq and is a predicted model, not a curated record.
GAUAUUCUACUAAGUUGCAUGCAAGGCAUGAUCGGGAGUAGUUCCUCGGCACUGCGCAUGGGGCUCAUCCUCUGGCACUACGAAUCGCUGAUGGAGGUUCGACGAUACGUAAACCGACGCUGCUUCGGCAGGAAUCUUGAACCUUCGCUGGGUAUUCGGAGUGCAGCGUUUUAUCACAUUCGAAAAAUUGUGAUUCCUUCGGUGGCAAUCAUUUUGAGUGUGGUCACAAGUAUCCUGGCCAUCGAUUUUUCCGAUCACCAUUACAUGAAGUCUCCAGUGGACAUCAAGCAAACACCGACGAUUUUCCAAAAAGCUUACAAAUUGAUUUUUUGUUUCACGCUGGUUGGGUUGGCACUUAUGACCGUUCUUGUGUUUUUGGUUUCCUACAUGGUUCUGACCGGACUGAUCGGUGAACUGAAAGUGAUCGCUCAGAUAUAUGCAAUCAUCUUUGAGGAAACCCAAAAGCGAGUUCAACGAACGCUCGAAUUGGAACCGGGAAACUCUCGACAGCAAGACUCGAUGCGAAAGCACUACUUCUGGAAGUUUGUCCAGGAAGAGUUUGGGGAGUGCAUUUCGUUGCAUGCCGACUUUCUGACAAUUAAAAAUAAGAUUCGACCAUUUUUGAACGCAACUUUUCUCACCGUUUACUUUUCAACAGUCUUAAGCUUGGCCUGUGGAGCCGUUUACGUUACGCACAUGAAAACCGUCACGCUGUUCUCGCUGGAAUCUCUGUACUACUGUCUUUGGGUUGCCAUCGAAUGUGCCUUUUUAACUAGAACGGUGAGCCUGUUGACUGAGGCGAACGAAUCCAUCGGCUGGGAAGUGUACGACCUGGACUGGCACGAGAAGCUCGAAUGGGAAGAGCAGUUCCAGGAGGAGUACCGCUCCGUCCGAGUGACGAUGCUGAACGUGAUGGCCGUGGCGCAGCAACCCUUGCGUUUGAACUGCUUUGGCUUCUUCGAGUUCACCCAGGAUCGGUUCUACGAGCUACUCAACGUGGCCUACUCGAUGUAUACCUUUUUGCGUAACUUUGUUUAAGGGCAGAAAUGUUUGAUGUUUGAAUAUUAGUUUGUUAAAUUUUAAGGAUAGUUUUGAAUUGGAUUCACAAAUUGCAGGAAUAAUGAUACAGUCAUGCUUCGGAUUAGCACCGCAUAUAAAAAAAAGCCAAGCCCGUUGGCUCAACUUGCUUAAAAUGCA